This is a messenger RNA of Lacerta agilis (Sand lizard), 903 nucleotides long. RefSeq names its product protein BTG3-like. Lineage: Eukaryota; Metazoa; Chordata; Lepidosauria; Squamata; Lacertidae. Gene Ontology annotation, biological process: negative regulation of mitotic cell cycle; negative regulation of cell population proliferation. The record is from RefSeq and is a predicted model, not a curated record. The coding region runs from base 154 to 879 and encodes 241 amino acids. The transcript is spliced from 5 exons. Gene Ontology annotation, cellular component: cytoplasm; nucleus.
CCUCUCAUAAGUCAGAGGAUCCAGGAAGAGGCGCGCACAAGCCCAAGGGACCGAAACAAGGGAGCCGCGUGGUUGAGCAGAGCGGAGAGGACCAGAGAUCGAGCGAGAGAGCGCACGCUGCCUUGUUGGGACGUACUCAGCGAAGGGCCCAAGAUGAAGGAAGAAGUGGGAAAAGCAGUCUGGUUCAUCUCCCGCGUGAUGGAUCGCGACCGGAAGCUGGAGAAGGAGAAGGUGAAGCGUUUCAGGGAGAGCCUGGCCACGAUCCUAUGCGAGCGCUACAAGGACCAUUGGUACCCAGAGAAACCCUGCAAAGGGCAGGCUUACAGGUGCAUCCGAAUCAACAGGCAGUAUACCAAGGAUGACACCAUCUUGAAAGCUUGUAUAGAGAGUGGUCUAGAUUACUCAGCAUUGACAUUGAAAGGCGAAAUUACAAUCUGGAUUGAUCCUGGCGAGGUUUCCUGCAGGCUUGGCGAGAACAACCGCCCCUUCACAGUGAAGGACGAGAAAGAGGAGGAGGAGGAGGAGAGAAGCAGCAGCUGCAGCAGCGGCAAAGCAACGCCCGAGUCGGAGACAUCAGACUAUCACUCCGAGUCUCCUUCGGAGUCGCCCUCCGAGUGUGCAUCGUCCUCGGAGGACGAGAGUCCUGGCAAGCGUUCUGCAGCAAAGACAUUGCAGAUUAAAGCAGGGGGAGCAAAUCUCCCCAAACAGGAGCCCCAGCGCUACCGCACGCCGUCUCCUCUUUGGAUCCCACACCCGCCAGGCCCGGUGUUCACCUACUUCCCUUUAACUUACUAUUACGUCCCGCCAUUGAUGCCCAUUCCCCGGAAACCCAACCCCAACAUGUUGAAGCGGCUCACGAAGCGAGCAUCCAAAGCCUGAAGACUGGGCAGAGUCUGGGGUGGU